This is a messenger RNA of Arachis ipaensis, 888 nucleotides long. Lineage: Eukaryota; Viridiplantae; Streptophyta; Magnoliopsida; Fabales; Fabaceae. The record is from RefSeq and is a predicted model, not a curated record.
AUGAUGAAUUUAAAGUGUUACUGUAGCCGUUACUGCAGGAAGAAUGCGAAAAGAGGUAACUUCGUCAAGAAGGCGAAGUGGUGGAAAGAAAAAGUUAAUAUUAUCGAAGGCAAACACAUUAAUCCAAGGGGGCAAUUUAUUGAUCGGAAAAAUAUUCUCGACAAAGGUAAGAUGGUUCGAAUUGAUAAAGAGGUUGAAGACAUAAGUAGUUCUCGAAAAGUUACACGCGCAAGCGGAAUAAAGGAAGAGGUUGUACUCUCCCCUGCUCAUGCACUGUCCCUGAUAGCUGCUGGAGAAGAGCACAAACAUGUGGGAUCCACAAACUUCAACCUACUCAGCAGCAGGAGCCAUACAAUAUUUACCCUGGGAAGGAGAGAAGGAUCUUAUAUCAAUAAAAGUCUUCUAACUCUUGGAACUGUCAUUUCAAAAUUAACCGAAGAUAAACCCAGUCACAUACCUUAUAGGGACUCCAAACUGACUAGACUACUUCAGUCUUCACUCAGUGGUCAUCUUAUCUGCACAGUGACUCCUUCCUUAAGUAGUACUGAGGAGACACAUAAUACAUUGAAGUUUGCUCACCGGGCAAAGCAUAUUGAAAUCCAAGCAGCACAAAACAAAUAUUGAGAAGCAGCCCCCACAUCAAAACUCCCACCUAUUCUGCAACAACCAGGACAACCACAGAGUUCUCAAAGGGACGAUGAUUCUGAUGAUCUUGAUGAUUCGGACGAUUAUUUAGAUGAGUAUGAGUAGGGUUAUUUACUUUGCUUUGAAUAUUUUGUAUUAUUUUGUCUAAGUAGACUUAUAUUAGUCUAAGUUUAGUUAUUUAUCUUGUCUAGAGUAUUUAUGUUAGAGGAUUAUUUAUUAUUUUGAUAAGUUUGUAAACUCAUU